AUGAAAAAGAGUGGUAAAGGACGAAUAAAGUUGAAAAUACAAAUAAACACUGAAGAAGAAGAAAAUAAGGAAAACAUAAUUUAUGAAAAUAAAAAUAAGAAAAGGAAAGGAUCUGAUAUUAGUGAUGAUAAUGAUGAGAGCAUAGAAAAAUUUAAAGAUUUAGAUAAUAGUUAUGCGUCCGAUAGAAAACAAAAAGAAGAUAAUGAUUUAGAAAAAAAAAUUAUAUCGAUAAUAUCACAAUUAACAAAAAUUACUUGUAUAUGUGAGGAUAAAAAAAAUAAUAUUAAUAAUUUAGAGAAUGAAAAGAUAUGUAAAAAAUUAAUAAAACAAAUGUAUAAAUAUGAAAAAUAUUUAUUACAAUUUAGUAAUUAUAUUAAUGAAAAUAAUAAUCAUAAUUUAGAUGAUAUUACAUUUCCUAAUGGUUUAAUAAAAGCUGUAGAUAAUUAUAUAAAUCCCAAUGUCUGGAUUUAUCAAUAUCUAUUAUUAGAAACCAAAAAACAAAAUGAUUCCUAUCGUAAUUUAAUACAAAAUAUUUCAACUUUUGAUAGUACUUUAAAACAUAAAAUACUAAAUAAUGAUAGUAAUCAUUUAGUUAAUCCAGUCUACCCACCUCUUGACGAAAAUCUUUUAAAUUCUCUUAAUAAUACUCAACAAAAUUAUUACAAAAAUGUACAUAUACCCAAGGAAUUAUCCCACUAUUAUUUGAAAAGCAGGAACAAAACAAAAGAGGAUUAG
Molecule: messenger RNA, 735 nt
Organism: Plasmodium falciparum 3D7
Lineage: Eukaryota; Apicomplexa; Aconoidasida; Haemosporida; Plasmodiidae
Gene: MED10
Product: putative mediator of RNA polymerase II transcription subunit 10
Source: RefSeq, a predicted model, not a curated record